GAAGUAUUGAGAGAUCAAAAUGCGUGCAAGGAAAGCUGGUUUAAUUGCUUUGUUCGAUGUUGAUGGAACUCUUACAGCACCCAGGAAGGAAUGUACUCCAGAAAUGUUCAAAUUCAUGCAAGAACUUAGAACGGUUGUUACAAUUGGAGUUGUCGGAGGUUCUGAUCUUGUAAAGAUAUCAGAACAGCUUGGCAAUUCAGUUAUGAAUGAUUAUGAUUACGUUUUCUCUGAAAAUGGACUUGUAGCCCAUAAGGAUGGCAAGCUUAUCAGCAAACAGAACUUGAAGUCGUUUCUCAGAGAUGAGAAGCUCAAGGAAUUUAUCAACUUUACUCUUCGUUAUAUUGCUGAUUUGGAUAUUCCAAUAAAAAGAGGAACACUCAUUGAGUUCAGAAGUGGCAUGCUAAAUGUGUCGCCUAUUGGGGGAAACUGUAGUCAGGAAGAAAGGGAAGAAUUUGUUAAGUAUGAUAAGGUACAAAAGAUACGCGAAACAAUGAUAUCAGUGCUUAGAGGAAAGUUUGCACACCUUAAUCUCACCUUCUCCAUUGGAGACCAAAUAAGUUUCGAUGUUUUCCCCCAAGGCUGGGACAAGACUUAUUGUUUGAGAUACCUUGAAGAAUUUAAUGAAAUUCACUUUUUUGGAGACAAAACAUACAAGGGAGGAAAUGACCAUGAGAUCUACGAGUCUAAGAGAACUGUUGGUCACACAGUUACUAGCCCGGAGGAUACAGUGAAGCAGUGUUCUGUUCUAUUCCUCAGUAAGGAUAAUGGAAAUGGAAGUUGUUGAGCUUGUUGCAGUUUUUCAGUACAUGUACAAUUGUAUGCUUGUUAC
Messenger RNA from Solanum stenotomum, 829 nucleotides. RefSeq names its product phosphomannomutase-like. Gene Ontology annotation, biological process: GDP-mannose biosynthetic process; mannose metabolic process; protein N-linked glycosylation. Gene Ontology annotation, molecular function: phosphomannomutase activity. The transcript is spliced from 11 exons. The record is from RefSeq and is a predicted model, not a curated record. Bases 20 to 784 code for a protein of 254 amino acids. Gene Ontology annotation, cellular component: cytosol. NCBI's taxonomy places the organism in Eukaryota, Viridiplantae, Streptophyta, Magnoliopsida, Solanales, Solanaceae.